Molecule: messenger RNA, 3893 nt
Organism: Osmia lignaria (orchard mason bee)
Lineage: Eukaryota; Metazoa; Arthropoda; Insecta; Hymenoptera; Megachilidae
Molecular function (GO): protein binding
Source: RefSeq, a predicted model, not a curated record
CUAAAACUCGCGGCUGCGCGGAUGAAUGAACGUGAGAUACGACUCACGCCGUACUUACAGGGCGAGGGUGAGAAUUAAACUUUCGCCCAGUAUCCAAUCAACCCUUUCGCGAGUGGAUUAGCUCGAAAAGUUUCUCGAUGGAACUAACGGUGCCGUGUAAUUUCACCUUUCGCCUACUUUUUCUACCCAAUUCCCGUUUACAAACGUAUUUACAUUCAGACAAUUUUCAUCGCGAAUUCUUUAUAUGUACCUUUUGUAGCGUUUAAACGCGAUAGAUGUUUCUCGCCUGUUUUAAAGAAUGUAACGGACGGAGCAAUAUUCGUUAACGAAUCAGGUUCGCUACGUUUUACGACGACAAGUUCACGAUUCCCAGCAGUUGGAGCCGAGCUAGUUUAAAAUUAAACCGAAGCCAGUCAGUAUAGAAAAAGAAUUUUCUUACGUAGAUUACGACCCCAAUUAGUCGAGACGUUUUUAACAACUGUGCUCGAUAAAAUUCGUUGGGACGGGCUUUAAUGUACCUCUUCGAAAUGUGUCAAUGACACGAGCGUGCACGUGAUUAUCAACGAAACACGAUUAUUAUUCCAGAUCGAAGUUACGUGCGUGGUAUUGACAUUGAUAACCUUCACCGGUUCGUCGAGCAAUGCCUUAUGAAUUUUCAUCAGUCGCGUAUUGUAUUUAAAAAACAGGGCUCGCAACACGGCUGCUUAACAACACCUUUUAAAAAAGUUAUUCGCUUGUGUGCGCAACGCGAUAAUAGCAGACAGCUUGUCGUUUCCGUAUAAAAUAUAGCGACCUCGGGCAAACAUUGGAAAAUCUGGUAAAAUCUGAAUAGAAUCUUCUCUCUUGACGUAGCUCUAUCAUAAGUUCCAUCGUUCCUUGGUAUAAUAAACACCGAUCGUUACGAUUCGAAACAAAAGCGCGGUUCAACAAUACGGAAAACGGUGAACGUUAUUCGUCGAAUAUCUUUUCAUCGCGUCCGGAAGUUUACCUUUUAUUCGCGGAAGAUCGAAACGGCUAGAUCAUUAACAUACGACCCAGUUAGGCGACGACAAGCGUUUCUUCAACGAUUGUUUCUACAUCUGUUCAAACAACUUGACGCCAUAUGCGAGCUUACAAUUCCCCGGCUCGAAGAUAUCUACGGCAAUGAUUUCGUAUGGUCGAUAAACGAGCGCGAACGAAGGCUGGCAUAAUCGAUAGAUUGUCGUGCAUAAGAGAAUUCAAAAUAUUGGCUUCGCGCCAGAGGUGACGGCGACAAGCACGAAAACGAAGACGAAGACAGGGAAAUGUAACGUGGCCAAAAUAAGCACGCGGGCCCAGCAAAAAGACGAGCGUAUUCGGUCGCGUAGAGCACGUUCUACGAGAACAUCCUCGUUCGCUUCUGGAUCUGAAGAAGACGGAAAGCUGUAAUAGAAAAUGAAAGAAGCGUGUCGACAAACAAUUCGAGCCGGGAUGCAAUUUCGAAUCGGAAGAUAGUUAACGUGUAAACUGGAUAUCAUGGAAAUGUUACGUCGAAUCGAGCCCCAUUGAUUUCACAUAUUUUCUCGUCGGUAAUUGACUUUGAACGGUGCUCCAUGGAGUCUGGAUCAACGAUGACGAAGAACCAUCGUGACAAUGGAUUGACGAGGCAGAACGAGACGUACUCUAGGAAAGAUUCGUUUACCAGUGAAACGAAACGCAACAUCGGAGACACCGCGUCACUGGUCAACGUGCAAAGAAACAUUAGCCAAGGAAGAGGUGAAAUUGUCGAUAGCAGUUGGCGGGUAAACGGUGUCCAGGCGAGCCGAAUAAAGUGCAGUUCCUCCGUAAAGGGCACCGGCUGCAUCGUGAACAACGGUCUAGUUGCCUCUAGGGGUGAACUUGCUCGAAAUAGCUGCACCAAGAGAAAGACGCCGGCGCCGUGCGUCGUUAACGAGAAGAGCAACGCGGUCGUCGACGCGAGUUACCGCGCCAAACGACCGGAUCGCUUUCUCGAAGAAGAGUUUUUAGGCAAACGAUUCUCUCUGGAGACAGCAAGAUCGACGACGGCUUUCAGAAAUCCUCAUCGAGCCAUCCCCAAGUCGUUUUCUCUUCCAGACGAUCUACGAGAAGGUAUCUCCGCGGCACAGGGAAAAGGACGAAGGCCCUUCGACAACGGUAUUUUAAAAAGGUCUUCCGCGUUUCUGGCGAACAUCGCACAGACUGCUUGUCGCGUCAGGGAGAAGAAAACUAGCGACAAUCGCGCGAAAUCAUCGAAUGUCAGAGGAUACUUUACGAUUUUGAACAGCGUAACCAACGACUUUGAGUCUCUUUAUCGUUCGCCGAGCGUUCAAACGCUGCCAGUCGAACGGAAGAAGAAGAAGAACGGUGUUCGAGUGAAGAAAUCAGUGUCCUUCAGUUCUGAUACCAGCUUCGAGGAGAAACGGGCACCGUACAGGAGAACCGGGGCCGUUCACGAGGUCAAGGCCUAUCACAAGGGUGUCCUGCAAGAUCAUAGCGAGGCUGAUACGAUCGUCAGAAAAGUGCCGUCCUCGUGGGAAACGAACAACGAGGGCCGUUCGGCCCUACUCAGAGCUGCCAGGGAUGCCGACGACGCGGCUCUCAACGAGAUUACCCUUAGGGUGGGAAAAUUUGGAUUCGGUGAUAUGGAUGUUAACGUGGCUGACAGCAGCGGCAGGACCGCCAUAAGCUACAUGGCUGGAAACGGAACGUCGACAAUGUUGGAGCUAGCUUUGUCGUUCGACGGGGUGGAUCCCAAUACUCCCGACAACGAGGGCAACACGCCCCUGCACUUUGCCGCGCAGGCGGGCCAAACAGACUGUUUGAACAUACUGCUACAAAGGUGCCCGGAGAUCGAAGUCGACGCUAGAAACGCGUCGGGUUUCACCCCGUUGAUGAAGGCUGCCCUCCAAGGAAGAACAAAGUGCGCAAAAAUUCUCUUGUUUGCCGGCGCGAAUCCAACUCUAAGAGAUCACGGGAGAGGGCUGAGGGCAGAACAAUGGGCCAGAUUUUGCGGAAGAUACGUUUGCGCCGAAGUGAUCGAAAGAUUCGCCAGGCAUAGACUCCUGGAGAGAUCAACGUCGUGUAGAUGGGGCAGCGAACCUGAACUAGCGGCGAAAGUGCUGCAAGGAAAGGUGAUGCCGAUUCCUUCGACUCCACUGUCGCCACCGUCUUCAGGGUUCAAGUCGAAGAUAAGGAAAGUUUUCCGCACCACUUCUGGACCAGAUAGAAAUUUCUCCUUGGUUUCCCAAUUGACCAGUGCCGCACUUUGCGCAAGCAGUCCCGCUUUGCCGAAAUCGAGCGAAGUCCCUCCAGUAGUUAAAAGUCUUCUUCGACCUCUGAGCGUCCCUCAGUUAAGAGUGACGCUGGUUUCGCCGCAGGAUUUCCUCGACCAAUCAAAGGACAAGUACGGAUCAAAUUUCGCGGAAAAGAUCGAGAACACGGUCGCGAAACAAUCGUCGCGAACGAAAAAAAAGAAAUAAAUAGACCAAUUUUCAAUAUCCUUCCUCGUUGUUCGAUACUGCUACAGUUCCUAUUCGAUUCGCGUAACCUUGUCAUGGUCGAUGGAAUUACCGUGGACUCGGUACGAUCAAGUAACGAUCGAACUUAUAUUUUUCGUCUACGAUAUGGGUAGACGGUAGGAAACAGAGAAGAAGAUGGAAUCACGUAGCUCGAAAGCCAAGAAUACCAAAGAAACGAACUGGAGUUACGAUGACUCAGAGAAUCGUGCAAAGAAAUCGAUGUAAUAGUUUCUAAGCGAUUCUAAAUAAUCAUCUGUCGAGUUCAGACGAGAAACAUUCGCUGCAAGAUUUUUAAAUUUACGACGUUUUAAGCGUGCCGGUGGAUAAGGCGAUAUUUUGUAUCUCUGUAUAACAAUAGUUGAACGAACUUUUAAAUAAACUUCUUGAUAUUAAAAA